GCGUCUGGUCCCAUCCUCCUUUGGGAGCGGGCAGUUCGCGACCCCGCGUCGAGCCGCUCACUUCUGUUCCGAGUCCGCGCGCUCUCAGAGGGUGCCUGGGCAGAUUGAAGUCAUGGCCAUUCUUUUUGCUCUUGUUGCCAGGGGAACCACUAUCCUUGCCAAACAUGCUUGGUGUGGAGGAAACUUCCUGGAGGUGACAGAGCAGAUUCUGGCUAAGAUAGCUUCUGAAAAUAACAAACUAACGUACUCAUAUGGCAAUUAUUUGUUUCAUUACAUCUGCCAAGACAGGAUUGUGUAUCUUUGUAUCACUGAUGAUGAUUUUGAGCGUUCCCGAGCCUUUAAUUUUCUAAAUGAGAUAAGGAAGAGGUUCCAGACUACAUAUGGUUCAAGAGCACAGACAGCACUCCCAUAUGCCAUGAAUAGUGAGUUCUCAAAAUCCAGCUAA
This is a messenger RNA of Manis pentadactyla (Chinese pangolin), 445 nucleotides long. RefSeq names its product vesicle-associated membrane protein 7-like. The coding region runs from base 113 to 445 and encodes 110 amino acids. Gene Ontology annotation, molecular function: SNARE binding; SNAP receptor activity. Gene Ontology annotation, biological process: vesicle fusion; exocytosis. NCBI's taxonomy places the organism in Eukaryota, Metazoa, Chordata, Mammalia, Pholidota, Manidae. The record is from RefSeq and is a predicted model, not a curated record. Gene Ontology annotation, cellular component: SNARE complex. The transcript is spliced from 5 exons.